Molecule: messenger RNA, 6418 nt
Organism: Salvelinus sp. IW2-2015
Lineage: Eukaryota; Metazoa; Chordata; Actinopteri; Salmoniformes; Salmonidae
Gene: dyrk1b
Product: dual-specificity tyrosine-(Y)-phosphorylation regulated kinase 1B
Biological process (GO): protein autophosphorylation; peptidyl-serine phosphorylation; peptidyl-threonine phosphorylation
Cellular component (GO): nucleus
Molecular function (GO): protein serine/threonine kinase activity; ATP binding; protein serine/threonine/tyrosine kinase activity
Source: RefSeq, a predicted model, not a curated record
AGGGUAGCCAGCACAGGGAGUAAUAACGGGAGAGGGGCGAAUAUGAGUUAAUGCUACCCGGGAAGAACACCACCUCGGAGGUGAAUAUCCUGCGACACAAAUUAGAGGGUUGAAUUAAAAAAUUGUUAAUUGUUUGACCUGGAGGUAUCAAAGGCGCGAGGAGAGAGCAUCGAGCCACAUACGGAAGCUCCGAACUGACUGGCAGCGAACGACUGCGUAGAAGACAGUGUGAGAGGGAGGUGACAGUGUUGAAAAGUAUAUUGCUUUUGUUCAUUUGUAACUACGGAGUAUUGGGUUUUGUUUUAAAGGCACGUUUUUAUUUUACUUUCGCGGGGAUCGCGACUCACUUCCGGAAACCCACUUUAUUUUUUUGUUGAGCAGUCGCUACAUUUUUGUAUCAACACUGACGAAGAGACUCCAAAACCGGAAUAUUGUACUGUCGUCAAUGUUUUGUCAGACGAGAUACGGCAAUUUAAAAUAAAAAAUAUAUGGGAGAGUGCGGACCGGAUUUAUUGAAUAUAUGUUAAAUAUUAUAUUCAAGUAUUUGACAUUCUGUAGUUAACAAACAGCCUUUGCCACCCAAGUGAACUGGCGAGAGAGAAGGAUACAUUUUUGCUGCGUAUGUGGACGCGUCUCUGACACAUCAAAGAAAAUCAAAAUUGAAGAUUCACUUCUCUUUUUUUAUUAUCAAGAGAGGCGCAUUGACUCUACCUAGAUCAGAGACUUUGGAAUAGAGCGCAAGAAACUGACACUGAAAACGGUUUUACUUUUGUUGUGCCUUGGAAUACCCUUACUUGCACAUUAACACUUUGCUUUGUCGUAUUUAUUUUUGCAUGCACAUGUUUAUUUCCUCUUCCUGCACAUAAUAACAUUUUUCACAAGCUAAAGGUUGUCACUCGUGUUUUUAGUUCCGUGUCCCUCUCCUCCCACCGUUUCGACCUGGCAGCGCUUAAGGGCACCAGUUAACUGUGGACUUCGCUAGUUCCGUUCAAGGGGGAAGGGUAGAUUUUCAUGUUUAUGCAUCUGGUGAAGGAGACAAAGACAAAAAGCUUUUACUGUGGAUGAUUUAUCUCUCUGAACUGUACCUUUUGUGUCACUGGAUUAAACCACCAGGUUGAAGUUCGGGAAAGAAAACAGCACAGAUGUUUUUGGAUUGCUUUCACCUGCUUAUUUUUUGAGUGAUUCGUUCACAAUAGGAUACUUACACAGAAUCUAAGCGGCAAAGGCUAUUUUUAGGGAGAGUGAUGGGGUAAAUGGUGGUAGUUGGAAAUUGAGACCCCCACCCUCAGCCCAACAACACUUCCAGCUUUAGCUCUGGUUCCAUUGUCAGCUGCUGAAUUAUCAAAACUGGAAAUCCGAGUGGGGGUCCUGUCUCAGUCAAGCUCCCAGAUAUACAUCUCACCCUUGUCUACAAUCUGACUGUAUCUUCUUUGCAUCUUUGACUGGAAUUAAAAAAGAAAUUCAACAAGGAAUAAUGCAUGAAACUCCGCACUUAUAAGAAGCAAACUUGAGUAACCAAAUAUUUUCUUCCCCAUAUACACAGAGAAGCAUAUUUUUAUAUAUAAUAUAUAUAUAUAAUAUAUAUAUAUAUAUAUUAAAUAAGAAAUAGCUAUGAAUUAUAUAAGAAUAUGUAGUUUAAAUAAUUAUAUUAUAUUUUUACGUCAGAAAUAAAUAAGUAUUGUUGCCUGAAACCCAGUUCAUUGCCUUAGAGAAUCAUUGUAAUAAAGAAAACAGGAAAGACGACGUGAAACUUUUUUGGAAACAAGUUAAUGGUGCCUUUUUAGUUUCGUUGGUUCCUAAUGUCUCCACCACUUCAGGAUUGAAUUGUUGACAAAGAAAUAUUUUUGUGUGAAACCCUUAUAUACCUGCCUUUCCGGUUCAAACCUGAGUUUUAUUGUUGUUGGAUGUAUAUUGCUGGAUUACAGAGAUUUCUGAAGAGUUCUGAGGCGGGGAUUACCCCUUCACUCUACACUUGAUGCAUCCUCAUAGUUUUCCAAAGUAAUAUUUGGAAUCCCCAAAUUAUAAACUUUGACUUGAUUUCUGGGAUACAGCGGCCCAACACACAAGAGUUUCAGAUGGUGAUCACUUCGUCAGUGGAGGAGAAGUCGCAGCCUUCUAACAGAAUGGUCGCAAACUUGCCGACCGAAUCCUGGAUCAACAACCCAGAGCAAAGUCGCUACUUACCAACUCAGUCACACCUACUACGGAAACCGACAAAAAGUGGAAGCAGCUCAGGAUGCAAGCCCCCCUCCUCUACCCUCUGCCAGCCUGCCGCCUUGGGCUUCUCCCCCGCUGAGCCAACCAUGUCGAGCCAGCACAGCCACCCCUCCUUCAGCAACAUCCACUCCAUGGCUGAACAGCAGCAGGUGCUGUCUGAUGCGACCAUACUGCAGAGGAGGAUCCCCCCAAGUUUUAGAGAUCCCGCCAGCGCCCCGCUGAGAAAACUCUCUGUCGAUCUGAUCAAGACUUACAAGCACAUCAAUGAGGUGUACUACACGAAGAAGAAGCGGCGUGCUCAGCAGGUGCCCCCGGAGGACUCGAGCACUAAGAAYGAGCGGAAGGUGUACAACGAUGGCUACGAUGACGACAACUACGACUACAUCGUCAAGAACGGGGAGAAGUGGCUGGACCGCUACGAGAUUGACUCGCUCAUCGGCAAGGGCUCCUUCGGGCAGGUGGUGAAAGCCUAUGACCACCACGAGCAGGAGUGGGUGGCCAUCAAGAUCAUCAAGAAGAAAGCCUUCUUGAACCAGGCCCAGAUAGAGCUGCGACUGCUGGAGCUCAUGAACAAACAUGACACCGAGAUGAAGUACUACAUAGUCCACCUGAAGAGGCACUUCAUGUUCCGGAACCACCUGUGCCUGGUGUUCGAGCUACUCUCCUACAACCUGUACGACCUCCUGCGCAACACCAACUUCCGCGGCGUCUCUCUCAACCUGACCAGGAAGUUUGCCCAGCAGCUGUGCACGGCGCUGCUGUUCCUGGCCACGCCCGAGCUCAGCAUCAUCCACUGCGACCUCAAGCCCGAGAACAUCCUGCUGUGCAACCCCAAGCGCAGCGCCAUCAAGAUCGUGGACUUCGGCAGCUCCUGUCAACUAGGCCAGAGGAUCUACCAGUACAUCCAGAGUCGGUUCUACAGAUCUCCGGAGGUGUUACUGGGCAUGCCCUACGACCUGGCCAUUGACAUGUGGUCCCUGGGCUGCAUCCUGGUGGAGAUGCACACGGGAGAACCCCUCUUCAGCGGCUCCAACGAGGUGGAUCAGAUGAAUAAGAUAGUGGAGGUACUGGGGGUCCCUCCCAACCACAUGCUGGAUCAGGCUCCCAAAGCACGGAAGUACUUUGACAAGCUGUCCGACGGUCUGUGGACUGUCAAGAAGAACAAGGACAUAAAGAAGGUACUUUACCCCUCGGCCUCCGAGUACAAGCCUCCUGCGACGCGGCGGCUCCAUGAGAUCRUGGGGGUGGAGACCGGGGGUCCUGGCGGGAGGCGGGGCGGAGAGCAGGGGCACGCUCCCUGCGACUACCUGAAGUUCAAGGACCUGAUCCUGCGCAUGCUGGACUACGACCCCAAGACGCGCAUCACYCCCUUCUACGCGCUGCAGCACAACUUCUUCAAGAAGACGACGGACGAGGGCACCAACACCAGCAGCUCCACCUCCACCAGCCCGGCCAUGGACCACAGCCACUCCACCUCCACCACCAGCUCCGUCUCCAGCUCCGGUGGAUCUAGCGGUUCUUCCAAUGACAACCGGAAUUACCGGUAUAGUAACCGGUACUACAACAGUGCAGUUACUCACUCAGACUAUGAGAUGCAGAGUCCACAGGCUCCAUCUCAGCAGCAGCUACGCCUCUGGCCGGGUGGAGAGGGGGGCAUGGGUCCCCUGUCCAACAGCGGCAGUAGCGUUGGCGACCCCCCAUAUCCCCAGCUGCUGCUGCACAAGCCGGCGGCCACGCAGCACUCGCGCCACUUCCUGGGAGGCYGCGGCGUCGGGGGCAUGAUGGAACCACACCACCCGCACCCCAUCUACGGCGGUCACCACGGCAACGGGCGGGGCCUGCGGCAGACUGGGCAGGGGAACCAGCCCCAGGGCCAGGCUUCACAGGGCCAGCCCCUGAUGCCCAUCUCCUCCCCACAGAUGCCGGACAGCAUCGAGCUCAGCCUCACACACCACCACCAUCUGGGUCAGUCUUCCAUCAUGCCGCCCCCAUCCAGCUUGGACUCCAGCCAGUACGGCUCCUCCAACCUCCACCUGGGCCUCUCUGCCUUUCGGACUAGGACGGUCAUGGCCCCCCAGCCGCCCCCCGCCGGCUCCCAGCAACAGUUGGCCCAGCCCCCAGCCUCUCAGGACAGCUUGGUCGCUGCCUCCGGGCUUGGAUACAUCCCCCCAUGCUACCCGGGCAGUAACAACAAUAACAACCCUCCCCAGGGUAGUGUGGUCGGGGGCGGGAUGCUCACCGGGGGGCCCCCACCCAGGGGAGUAGGGGGCGGCGGGGGGAGGCCGGACUCUGAGGAGUCCACCAUGAUGGGUGUGUGCGGCAGUGGAGGCGGUGGUGGUCAGAACGCGGCCAACUCUUGAUAAAUCUUGAACAAAUUCCAAAAGCCAUACAAUUUUAACAACGACAACAUUACAAUUUCAACACGCAUACAUAUACAUUAUACACACUUGAGUUUGAAACAAAUACGGCCACACAUACAGAGACAAACUUAUGAAAUAUCAAAGGAAUUUAGUUUUGUUUUGCAUGGGAGAAGGUCGAGGGAGAGUAAGAGAGGCUUUGAAACCAUUUUUAUCCUUUUUUCAGUUUCUUUGUUUUUCUUUUGUUGAAGGAAAGAAACGGGGCUCAGUAGUUGGAAUGGAAAGUUUCAGAUAAGUUUGUUUUAUUGUUAUUAAUAUUAUAUUAUUUGAUUUUAUGUGAUUUAAGGAAAGGUUUGCAGCGAGAUUUUUGUUGUUUGGGUUGUAUUUUGGAAUGAAGACCGCAAAAGUAAAUGAAUGGUUUGAAAAGUGGUAAUUGUUGGUUAAGAAGCGGGAGGCACGAGAGAAUACCCUUAUGCUAUUUUUAACAUCUUUUUUAUUUUCUUUGUUUUUGUUUAGUUUUUCUAAAGUCUAGGUUUAAUUGUACAUGUUUUAUUUAUUAAACAUCACUACAUGAGGAGGGUAAGCGGGGAGAUCGGAAGAGCGCUAAAUUGAGAGGUGGUUUAUUUAUUCAUUUUAAUUUAUACAGGGUUUUUUUCUUUGUUUUUUGCUGAUGGACAGAAAACACUUGUGCAUACACAGAGAAACAAACAAACUAGGGUCUUUUUAGUUUGUUUUUCAGUUCAGUAUAUCUCACCCCCGAAACACACACACACACUUUUGUUACAUUUUUUUUUAUGUUUCCAAUCUUCUAUCGCUUGACACUGGCUUAUAUAUCUGAAACUAUGAAACAGAUCAUAGAAAUAAAAUGAAGCAAAUGACAAAAACCGUAGUCACCACACAGUGAGAAACUAUACGAUGAGGAGGCUGAAACAUUUGACGAAGUGAGAGGCUUUCAAGAGGAGAGGGGGAGCAGAACUUCUUCACAAAAGGAGGAAGUGAUUCAAGAACGAAAAACAACAAAACAUUUUGCCACAAGGAAAACCAAAAUGCUUCCCUGUUGUUUAAAAAAAAAAAAUGUCUGCCUUCUACUUCAACAUCUAACCAUCUAACCAGACUCUUUCACCCUCUUUCUCUGUCUUUCUUUCUGUCUUUUCUUAUUCACUUUUGUUUUGGACCAUAAACUACAGAAAUGUAACACACAUUUUGGGUUGGAGUAACUGGAUAUGCUAAGCCAAAUCUUGCUCGCUCUCUCUGUCUCGCUCUCUUCUCCUCUGCCCCAUUUUUCUGUUGGAAGGAGGGGGGAGGGGGGCAAUAUAUAGCAGGAGGGAGGAGUACAUACUAAUGAGGGGACACUUUCAUGCCCUCCUUACCCCUACAGCCCCAGUGACUGACUUCUCUGGCCUCUUUUCUUUCUCCUGUCUUUUUUCUCCCCUUCCCUCCCUCCUUCACGACACUCUGUGAGUGCUGUUUGCCAUCAAGUCAAAAAAAAAGUGAACUACUUCUCUCUCGGCUGCUAUCUACACUUUCAACCAUGUUCGGAUUGCUGCUAAAGAAAACAGACAGACAGAUAAAUAAAUAAAAAUGAAACUUUUUAACCCUCCUGCUUCAGAAAAAAUGGAAAAAUAAACCACUGCAUCUCAUGUAUUUAUUACUAUUUAACAAGAAAAAGAAAAGGUAAAAAUUAACCUGUUUUCUGUUUUUUGUUUGGUUGCCUUCCUGCUGGUGAAAGUUGGGCAUUGACUAAAUGUAACAGUUAAAGGUGUUAUUAAAACACUCUUAGUUUAAGUCAGCCACUGGGCGGGGCCUGAAUGGGGAACCUGGGUAAGAAUAAAGUUGGAUAUAUA